Quercus lobata is the source of this 1338-nucleotide messenger RNA. RefSeq names its product TLC domain-containing protein 5-like. Bases 197 to 970 code for a protein of 257 amino acids. The transcript has 6 exons. NCBI's taxonomy places the organism in Eukaryota, Viridiplantae, Streptophyta, Magnoliopsida, Fagales, Fagaceae. The record is from RefSeq and is a predicted model, not a curated record. Gene Ontology annotation, cellular component: membrane.
CAGCCAACCUAGUAGUACAGCAUAAAUCAAAUUGCGAGGAAUCAUUUAUGUUCAACGAGUAGUAAAACAAAAAAACUAUACCCAUUAUAUUUUGUGCAAUCGCAUUCGAUUGAAACCAAUUGACUUCUUUGUUUUUUUCUGACAUAUUUUGAGGAUAUCCUCAUUUGAAGCCAAAUUCUGUUAAGAGGAGUACAAAAUGGAAGACAAUAUUAUGAAUUUAGUUGUGGUUGGAGUCAUUUCAUGGUCAACAAUUUUUCUGUUGACAAGGAGGGUCUUCCCCAAGCUUUCAUUUGAUUUCUCCAACCGAGUUGUUUCAACGAUUCAUGCAACUUUAGCUGUGAUAUUGGCCUCUCUCACUGUUCAAGAUUGGAGGUGCCCAGUUUGUCCCUUGGCUUCAAAAUCUUCCCCAAAGCAGAUGCAAACUCUAGCAAUGAGCCUUUCUUAUAUGAUCUAUGAUAUGGUAUGUUGCCUCUUUGACAAGCAAGUCAAAUUGGACAAUUCGAUCCAUCAUCUAGUUAGCAUUGUUGGAUUUGGAGCAGGCCUAGCCUAUAAGAAGGUUCACUCGGAAGUUCUUUGGAGAGUUAGGAACCUAACUUGGCAUAGAAGUUUUGAUUAUCAAGAUUAUCAGCUAAUUAAGACAGAUCUAAAGUGUGGAUCAGAGAUGGUUGUUGCAUUAUGGAUAACCGAAAUUUCCAGCCCUUUCCUCCACCUAAGGGAGCUUCUCAAAGAGCUUGGUUACAAAGACACCGACCUUAGUUUGGUUGCUGAUAUUUUGUUUGCAGUAAUAUUUACAUUCGCCAGGAUGGGCGGUGGGCCUUAUCUCACUUAUGUGACUUUGGUUGCUAACAAUCCAUUUCUCAUAAAGGCAAUGGCUUUGGGCUUGCAACUGGUUAGUGCCUUCUGGUUUUACAAAAUCGUCUUGAUGGUGAGAUACAAAUUGACAAAGAGGACUAGUACGAAAGUUGCGUAAAACCUAUUUGAACCGAGAAAUUGAAAUGGGCUAUAACCAGAUAUUGUGAUCAUCAAGAAUUCAAAGUCCUGCCUGUGGUCGAACUCGCUGGCCAACCUUAUUGCUCAAAUCAUUUAUGUAGAUCAUAACUGUGAGGUUGCAAUUUGAUUGAUUGUGUGUGUUGUGUAGCUGUGUGAUGGGUUCAACAUCUGGUAUUUAUUAGAUAAAUCUAAACUUUAUUAAUAACUACAAGAAGCCUCAAUUGUUACUAGUCAUUUUGAGGUAUAAUGUAAAUAUGGCUAGACUAGCCUUUUUCCUUGGGUUGUGCAUUUUAUUGUAUCCCUAGACUUUUUAAAUUAGUGCUAUUUUUCUUUAGAGAAAAAAAAUAG